Molecule: messenger RNA, 1140 nt
Organism: Strongylus vulgaris
Lineage: Eukaryota; Metazoa; Nematoda; Chromadorea; Rhabditida; Strongylidae
Source: the annotation of a GenBank genome assembly
AUGUCGACUGCGUCUCCUAAACCGUUGGGUAACGUGAAGUGUGAGCCUCAACCAUCAACCAGUACAGCGAACGAAACAAGUGUACCGUUGAGCUCACCAUGUCACCCGUCCCCAGCGCUAGCACGAUCAGUCCCAUCCUCCCAAGAAGCAACAUCUCCAUCAGAAACUGCUGGCAAAGAUUUCGUCUUUUUCACGACGGAACUAGCCAACCAAGCCGCGCUAGAUUUUGAGAAGGAACGCUUCGACAGUCUUUUGGAAUGGCAUAUGAAAUAUCGCAAACGCAAAGAGGCUGAGCGUGCCUCCACAGAUGAUAUUGUGUCAGAGAAGGCAACCAGUUCAGUGUCCACUGAGUCGCCAGCAACUGAAACGGUGGAACGUAAAGCUGAGAAAAGAAAAGCAGAGAGCGAUCCUGAGGAUUUUGCUCCCAAAAAACCAACCUACAUAGAUUUGACAGCACCAGAAAGUUCUCCUGCGAAGAAACUUGAGGAAACUCCCUUAAGGCGUAUGGAGAUGAUGACAAACUCAUCAGCGUUUAGUACCUCCUCUAGCAUAAAUGAUGUUGUAGAAGCGCCUACCAAUGGAAUGUGCAAGAAAGAUGAGAGGUCAGCAAAGUUGGAGAAGUUGGGUGAGAUGGAGCGACAAGUUGAAGCUGAAAGACUUCGUGUCGAAUGGGAGAAGGAGGUCCAGGCACAUGAGAUGAAAAAACUCAUGCAAAAUCAAGGACUUUCACCAUACUCCUCCCCAAUGUUCCCACAGCCUCCAGUCUCGGGACCUCCAGGCGGGAUGUAUCAAAUGGCUUCUUAUCCAGGCCGUUAUCCACCAACUUCAAGUGGUUAUCCCAUGGGAGCCAUACCAACGGGUGCAUAUCCUCCUGGAUACCCCGGGAUUCCUGGAUUUCCCCCUGGAAAAAAAGGUGUUGUUCCUCCUCCACCUUACUCAUUUACUGGUCCAAUGCCAGGAGUUCCUGGGAUGCCACCUAACGCAGGCAUGUUGCGCAAUGGUCCAGGCGAUGCAAUGAGAUGGCAACCAGGCAUGACACCGAACUAUCCUCCAUCAUUUCCAAACCCCACUCCUCCAGGAUCUGCCUCUACAAUGCCAUGCCAGCACAUGACGUCUCCGAAGCAAGGACUUGCUGUUUAA